AUGGGGACAUGGGGACACUGGGGACAUGGAGAGGUCACAGGGGACGCGGGGACGUGGUUGAUGGGGGAUCCCCUCCCUCUCCCCCAGGCCCGGACCCAUGAAGGUCUCCCCCGCCAUCGUCCUCCUCCUGCUCAGCCACGCGGAGCAGUGGGGACCCCUGAGGACACUGGGUACCCCUGUGGGAUCCUGGGGCAGCGUUCUGUACCCCUUCGGACCGGAGGUGGGGGAUGAGGCCACCCUCCAUGAGGACGACGGGACGAGCCCUGAGAUCUUCCUCCAGGAAAACUUCUCCUUCUUUGGGCGCGCCCACCACUCGCUCUAUGUGAACAACAACGGCGUGGUGUCCUUCGGGACGACGGUGCCCGAGUUCACCCCCCAGCCCUUCCCGCUGCCGGGCCGCCGCCCCUUCGUGGCGCCGUACUGGGCUGACGUGGACACGCGGCUGGGAGGAGACGUCUUCUACCGGCAGAGCCGCGACCCACGGCUGCUGGCGCGCCUGGCCCGGGACCUGGUGCCGGCUGUGCCACCUGGGGACCCCCCUCCACAGCCCACCUGGGCGUUCGUGGCCACCUGGCACCGUGUGGCCUAUUUUGGGGCCGCCUCAGACAAGGUGAACACCUUCCAGGCUGUGCUGGCCUCAGAUGGUGCCACGUGCUUUGUGCUGCUCAACUACGGAGAGCUGCAGUGGACGACGGGCAUUGCUAACCAGGGGGAUCCCCACACCGGCCUGGGGGGCACCCCUGCACAGGCCGGGUUCAACAGUGGAGACGAUGUCCACUACUACAACGUGCCAGGCUCACGCACGCCCGCCGUGCAGAGCCUCGGCCGCCGCAGCAACCUGGGGGUCCCGGGGCGCUGGGCUUUCCGUGUGGACCACUUCGAGGCCACCGAGGGGCCCCCUGAGACUGCUGGCACCCCGCCACAGACCCCCGAGGCCCCCCCGAGUCCGCUGCCACCACACAAGACCCUCUCAGCAUCCCCCAACCCGCCCUGGACCACAGAGGAGCGGGUGUACGUCUGCGGGUCAUGAGCGGGUGACACCUGGGACAUUUGGGGCAGGGGGCUUUCCUGGCAGCCCUCACCCCACCGCCGCAGAGGCUGCGUUAUGAUGGGAACAGUAAUAAACCUGCUGAGCAACACCUGUGUCAGGCGUGUGUGCGCGGACACACGUGGGCAGCAACACG
Molecule: messenger RNA, 1184 nt
Organism: Passer domesticus (house sparrow)
Lineage: Eukaryota; Metazoa; Chordata; Aves; Passeriformes; Passeridae
Product: sushi, nidogen and EGF-like domain-containing protein 1
Exons: 5
Coding region: 98-1030 (310 amino acids)
Biological process (GO): cell-matrix adhesion
Source: RefSeq, a predicted model, not a curated record